This is a messenger RNA of Orycteropus afer afer, 2586 nucleotides long. RefSeq names its product argonaute RISC component 4 (gene AGO4). The transcript is spliced from 17 exons. Gene Ontology annotation, molecular function: protein binding; RNA binding. NCBI's taxonomy places the organism in Eukaryota, Metazoa, Chordata, Mammalia, Tubulidentata, Orycteropodidae. The record is from RefSeq and is a predicted model, not a curated record. The coding region runs from base 202 to 2586 and encodes 794 amino acids.
UGUCUUUCAAUCUCCUUAGGACCUCCAGCCAGCUUGUUUCAGCCACCUCGUCGUCCUGGCCUUGGGACUGUUGGAAAACCAAUUCGACUGUUAGCCAAUCAUUUUCAGGUUCAGAUUCCUAAAAUAGAUGUAUAUCACUAUGAUGUGGAUAUUAAACCAGAAAAACGGCCUCGCAGAGUCAACAGGGAGGUAGUAGACACGAUGGUGCGGCACUUCAAGAUGCAGAUAUUUGGUGAUCGGCAGCCUGGCUAUGAUGGCAAAAGAAACAUGUACACAGCACAUCCCCUGCCAAUUGGACGAGAUCGGGUUGAUAUGGAGGUGACCUUGCCAGGUGAGGGUAAAGAUCAAACCUUUAAAGUGUCUGUUCAGUGGGUGUCUGUCGUAAGCCUUCAGUUGCUUUUAGAAGCUUUGGCUGGACACUUGAAUGAAGUCCCAGAUGACUCAGUACAAGCACUUGAUGUUAUCACAAGACACCUUCCCUCUAUGAGGUACACUCCAGUGGGCCGUUCCUUUUUCUCACCUCCUGAAGGUUACUACCACCCUCUAGGAGGGGGCAGGGAAGUUUGGUUUGGCUUCCAUCAGUCUGUGAGACCUGCUAUGUGGAAUAUGAUGCUCAAUAUUGAUGUAUCUGCAACUGCUUUCUACCGGGCUCAGCCUAUCAUUGAGUUCAUGUGUGAGGUUUUAGACAUUCAGAACAUCAAUGAACAGACCAAACCACUAACAGACUCCCAGCGUGUCAAGUUUACCAAAGAAAUCAGAGGUCUUAAAGUUGAGGUGACCCACUGUGGACAGAUGAAACGAAAAUAUCGCGUCUGUAAUGUGACUAGACGGCCAGCCAGUCAUCAAACAUUUCCUUUACAGCUAGAAAAUGGUCAAGCUAUGGAAUGUACAGUUGCUCAAUAUUUUAAGCAAAAGUACAGCCUGCAGCUGAAAUACCCACAUCUUCCCUGUCUCCAAGUAGGACAAGAACAAAAACAUACAUACUUGCCGCUUGAGGUCUGUAAUAUAGUGGCAGGACAGCGAUGUAUAAAGAAGCUCACAGACAAUCAGACGUCCACAAUGAUCAAAGCAACAGCAAGAUCUGCUCCUGACAGACAAGAAGAAAUCAGCAGACUGGUGAAGAGUAACAGCAUGGUGGGUGGACCUGAUCCAUACCUUAAAGAAUUUGGUAUUGUUGUCCACAAUGAAAUGACAGAGCUCACAGGCAGGGUGCUCCCAGCACCAAUGCUGCAAUAUGGAGGCCGGAAUAAAACAGUAGCCACACCGAACCAGGGUGUCUGGGACAUGCGAGGAAAGCAGUUUUAUGCUGGCAUUGAAAUUAAAGUGUGGGCAGUUGCUUGUUUUGCACCUCAGAAACAAUGUAGAGAAGAUUUACUGAAGAGUUUCACUGACCAGCUACGUAAAAUCUCAAAGGAUGCAGGAAUGCCCAUCCAGGGUCAACCGUGUUUCUGCAAGUAUGCACAAGGUGCAGACAGCGUUGAGCCCAUGUUUAAGCAUCUGAAAAUGACAUAUGUGGGCCUGCAGCUAAUAGUAGUUAUCUUGCCUGGGAAGACACCAGUAUAUGCGGAGGUGAAACGUGUUGGAGAUACCCUGCUGGGCAUGGCCACACAGUGUGUCCAAGUGAAAAAUGUAGUGAAGACCUCACCUCAAACCCUUUCCAAUCUUUGCCUGAAGAUAAAUGCAAAGCUUGGAGGAAUUAACAAUGUGCUUGUACCUCAUCAAAGGCCCUCGGUCUUCCAGCAGCCAGUCAUCUUCCUGGGAGCGGAUGUAACGCAUCCCCCUGCAGGGGAUGGGAAGAAGCCAUCCAUUGCUGCUGUCGUUGGCAGUAUGGAUGGCCACCCCAGCCGGUACUGCGCCACCGUUCGAGUGCAGACUUCCCGUCAGGAGAUCUCCCAGGAGCUCCUCUAUAGCCAGGAGGUAAUCCAGGACCUUACUAACAUGGUUCGAGAGCUGCUGAUCCAGUUCUACAAAUCUACCCGCUUCAAACCCACUCGGAUCAUCUAUUACCGUGGAGGGGUAUCUGAGGGACAAAUGAAACAGGUAGCUUGGCCAGAACUAAUAGCAAUUCGAAAGGCAUGUAUUAGCUUGGAAGAAGAUUACCGGCCAGGAAUAACCUAUAUUGUGGUGCAGAAAAGACAUCACACACGACUCUUCUGUGCAGAUAAAACAGAAAGGGUGGGAAAAAGUGGGAAUGUACCAGCAGGCACUACAGUGGAUAGUACCAUCACACAUCCAUCAGAGUUUGACUUUUACCUCUGCAGUCAUGCAGGAAUUCAGGGAACCAGCCGUCCUUCACAUUACCAGGUCUUGUGGGAUGACAACUGCUUUACCGCAGAUGAACUCCAGCUACUGACUUACCAGCUAUGUCACACCUAUGUACGGUGCACACGCUCAGUCUCUAUUCCCGCCCCUGCAUACUAUGCCCGGCUUGUAGCAUUUAGGGCAAGGUAUCAUCUGGUGGAUAAAGAUCAUGACAGUGCGGAAGGCAGUCAUGUGUCAGGACAGAGCAACGGCCGAGACCCUCAGGCCUUGGCUAAGGCUGUACAGAUCCACCACGAUACCCAGCAUACAAUGUAUUUUGCCUGA